This is a messenger RNA of Moneuplotes crassus, 1312 nucleotides long. The record is from the annotation of a GenBank genome assembly. Lineage: Eukaryota; Ciliophora; Spirotrichea; Euplotida; Euplotidae.
GUAGGGAGGAGAAAUGAAGGGGCCAGGGAAGCUGAAGGUAUAGGAAUGGAAGGAAAUGAGGAAGAGAAGCUCACUGAAAGCGAUCUGAGUAAAAUAAGAGUUUGUGCCAGAAUGAGACCACCUUUUUAUGAUGAAACGAAAGCUCAGAUUUCAAUGUCGUCCUCCCUCGGCUGAAUAGAGAUCAAGGACACUUCUAAGCCAGCACCAGUCAACAGCGCACCCAAUGCUAAAAAUGGAACAGAAAGGUUCAACAGUACUCCUUCUACCACAAGUGAAAAUUCAGGGAAUUUUGGCAUUAAACGAAAGCAAACCUCCAUUGGGGUCUCUAAGAGAUACUAUCUUGACGAAGUAUUCGCUGAAACAGUGUCUAAUAGACAAGUCUAUACAAAAUUCUGAAAAGAUUUAGUACAUAGAGUCUGCAAUGGAUACAAUGGAACUAUUUUUGCCUAUGGACAGACCUCAUCUGGGAAGACCCACACAAUGAUCGGCAAAAAGACAGAUCCUGACAGCAUCGGAAUUGACUGCCUCGCUAUUCAACAAUUGUUCGAUUUUGCUGAGGAGAACGAAUCUUCUGAAAUCACAAUUUGGGUCUCCUAUAUGGAGAUUUAUAACGAGGUUAUCAACGAUUUAUUGGAUAAAGAGGGAACUAAUCUUAAAAUUAGAGAAGAUACUUCAGGUACAAUGGGUGCAUAUGUUGAAGGACUCACUAGUUUGAAGAUACAAAAUUAUCAAGAAUUCAUGGAUAUUUUUGAACGAGGCGAGAAAAUUAGAAAUUACGCCAAAACUAAGCUCAGUGAGAAGUACACUGACGUGUACUCCUCGAGGAGCCACACUAUCGUGAGACUGAUGGUUCAGAAUAAGCCAAAUAAUGCGAAUUUUGUGAAAGAUGAUGAGAAAACUUUGCAUUUAUCUUACAGUGUUAAGUAUUCCAUACUUAACCUUGUUGAUCUUGCAGGGAGCGAACGUUUGUCAGAUGUCGGAAUGAAUAGGACUCUAGAAACGUCACACAUAAAUACUAGCUUAUUCGUACUAUCUAAAGUAAUAAAUUCACUCGCUGAGAAGUCUAAGAGUACUCAUAUUCCUUUUCGGGAUUCUAAGCUCACAAAGCUAUUGAAGAAUUCUCUUGGAGGAAACUCGAUGACGAGUGUGAUAUGUACGGUUAGCCCUAAUUUCGACCAUCUGCCAUUGACAAUAUCAACACUUGAAUUUGCCAAAAGAGCAAAGAAUAUUAAAGUCAAAGCAAGGGCUAAUGAAGUCAUUGAUGACCAUGAUAUUGUCCAAAAUAAGCUGUAAGUUUUCUGACAAAUCUUUG